AUGUUGAGAGACGCGGAGGCGGGCUCGGCCUCCGGGUCGAGCGUCACGUCCUUCCCAUCAACCUACCUUCUCCCGCGACUAACUCGGUCCUACAGCGACGGCCUCCUCGUCAGCCAGUGUGACUCGGCAUCGUCACACACUGGCUCGUUGUCAGCGCACGGGAUGCCAACCAACUCACUUACUUGGUCCCCGCCUCGACCGGUAACGUGUGUAAACGUGGCCGCUCCUGCGCCAGCAGUUCAAUCGACGAACGCGUCACAGGUGUCGCCUGUUUGGGCUCUCUCGACGCCUCACCCCACCACGACGGUGACCAGCGCCAGAACUGCCGCCGCGAUGGAGCGCACAAGCGCCAGUCGAGCCACUUGCCGCGUCGUCGCCGGGUGCCGGAUCUCGCCGAAGCUAAGCGAGCUGCUCCGUGCAGCGGCAACGAGGGAAGACGGGGAUGCGCCGUUUCUCGACGUACCAGCCGAGGUGCUCCUGCUGGAAAGCAGUUCUGGUACGCCUAGCACUCAACACACUAGGCGUGGCGAGCCGGCCACUGCGGCUCCGCUCCAGGGCAUCGCACACGCCUACCCGACAGAACCACCGCUGACAGCAACAUCAGGCGCCCAUCGACGCACCUCACCGUUAUCCCCAGCAUCUAUAUCAGCUGCGGAAGCGCUCAUGGUGGACCCCGACGCGCCGCGUUCAAGCCGACAGCACUUGAGCUACAAAAUCCACGCGGCGCCGCGCAAUGGUACCAACAGUGCACGCACAUCCGGCGUCCUCGCGCCGCUCUCCGGCACUGCCACACCACCGACCUCCCCUUUCACUAAAAGCGGUGCUCGGACGCCAGCCUCGUCUCCUGUUGUUGCGUACAGGACAACAGCGCCGCCGUCCAUAACGUCGCCGGUGUCGUUCGGUGGUGCGAUGCUGUUCCUCUUGACUCCAAAGUCAUCGCUUAGUGGCGCCGAGGUCGAAGUCACUCCGGCACUUCUGCUCGGAGGUGGCACCGCCGCCACGCCAAGCGUCCACCCAAGUGCUGCACUGUCUCCCGGUGUGGCGGCGACCGCCACGAGCUCCUUUCCUGCAGCCACAGGCGCACUUCGGCCUCUGCCGUCCAGCACUCCAUCCAAUGCCCACGGCGGUGGCCAGCACGUAGAGGUGCCGUUAUGCUUUCAGGGGUUUGCAGUGUACCGUCACAACCAGCUUGAGCGGCACAUCUCCGUCAGCAGUCGCGGACGUUCGUCACCGGCUGCGUCGGCCGCAGUGACGACCUCGGUGCUGGAGCGGUCACGGCGGACAUCGAGUGUCGCCAGUGCGCUCUCGAUGAGCGGUUUCACCGAUGCCCCGUACGACUUCGACGGUUUCCUCGACGGCGCAGCGGUGUCCUUUGUGGGCGAGGCGGAUGAUUUGCACGGGGACCCACUCUACGGCGGUAAUGACAGUGGGGACACUUACGAGGACGGCGAGGGGUACAGGAUGGUCGAUGACAAUGACGAUGACGGAGACGGCAGCUACCAUGAUGUCGUUCAGAGACGGCAGAGAAAAGUGGUGAUGAAGGGAGCCAUGCCUCCUGCCGCCGCAGUCGCAGCAUCGGAGUCGGAGUCGGAGUUGGAGCUGUCGCAGGGCCAGGAGCUCACAAGCGUGCAAUGGAAGGGCAACGUGUAUACCUGCGCGACAGCAAACUUCAACGUCAGCGGGCCAGUGACGCGCAUCCCUAUCGCGGCGCAUGCAUCAUCAUCGCGGACCGAAAGGCAUCUGCGCAUAUCGCUCAUGCACACCACUGGCAGGUCCAACUCCACGUCUAGCUGCGGCAGCGGGGGUGGUGGCUCGAUGCGUCUCAGCACCUUCGACCGAACCACACUGACGAUGCCGCAGCAGCUGUUCGCGUCGCAAGGGGCACUACUGCGCUCACUAUCGACACAGACGCAUAUCAGCACCUCUGGCGGCAGCCACCGCCUUGCCGGCGUCCGCAGUGGCACCGCGGAGAGCCCGUCCAGUGCGCCGGAUCUGCCCAUGUUCGUAUCGACCUCGUAUUCACCCUGCUCGGGGUCGGCAGCUGCGGCCGCCGGCGGCGGCGGCGGUGCGGAUGACCGAUUCCUUCCUCCACAGGUCGGCAAGGGCUCGACAUGCUCAUGGGAAAGGGUCCGCUGCACCCCAGCAGGCACCGUCGCGCGACCUGCGACGCGGCACUGCAGCACCCGCUGGCACGGGUACAACGACAGCAGGACCACUCGACGCCUUAGUGGCAGCCUCCAUCGACCCUUGAGCAACCUGCUCGACACCCCUGGUGGGGCACCAAAACGUGUCCAGCAGACCCGCAGCAGCUUUGGUGCUGAGGGGCGCACGUGGAGCUCCGAGAGGUGCGGUGAGGGCAGGGGCCGAGGGAGAGACAGAGACAGGCCGAGCAGAGCAAGCAGCGGUGGCGAGAAUAUCAGCUGCAAUCGAAGCUCAGCUCAAUGGAAACGGUUCGUCAUUCGCCCACCGCCACUGCAUCUGUGCAACACGAACAGCAGACGACGGAGGCAUGCACUGGGAUCGCCGGCGGCAGCUGACGGGCACGCUGACGGUGAUGACCGCGCGGCAGACUUGCACGAGUGUGCGGCCUCUGCGUCGCUACUCCCACCCCCCUCUCGCCAGGCUCUUUCAUUGCAGUCACCUGCCACUUCUAGCACGACCACCGGAGCGGCAGCGGAGGGCCAGGAAAGGGAUUUGCACUCAGCGCAUGUGCGAGGCACCACCAUGGUGACCCCAGUGCCGUUGCCACACGAAGACAUCAUGCACACGCAGAACCGGUCGAUAAUGCCCCUCGGUGGCGCCAACGGCAGCAAAGUGCCGAGACCUUUAAGCUGCAGCCAUCGCGAACAGGGGCAGUGUCACCAUCGCCACGGGCCGCACCGGGACUGGUACUUGCGGUUGCCACGGCUAACGCUUCCGUAUGGCACCUUAGGGGUGCUGCUGACGAUGGCCACCCUUGUUGUCGCCCACGUCAUCGUGCAGUGUAUUCUGUCAAACUCGCUCACAGGGCGCCACACGUAUUUCUUCUCAGAAUUGGUUCUCUUUGUGGAGGAUUUCACGCUACUGCCUGUGAUGUCAUGUGAGAUAUUCACCAGCUCGCGGAGUAACGAUCCUGCGCGGCCGAGCCUCCGUGACCUGCACUGGACACCACCUAAGAGCAUCACGCGGUUGUUGUGUGCGGUCAUCCAGUUCAUGGAUCUCACGGAAUCCGUGCCUACGCUCUCACAUGCCUCUCAGAGCCCGUCGGAGUCGCGAGACGAAAAGCGUUGCGCCCCGUUGCGGUGCGACGACAACCUCGGCAACCUCAGCGCCGUUGCCGUGUCCACGGAGCAGCCGCAGCCCAUCACGGACGGAAAUUGGGAGGGCGAGCAUAGUAUGCUCGAGUCCAGCAUGGUCUGUAUCAGUACCAACAGCAGCAGUAUCGCUUUCCGGGGCGACAUAGAGGCAGCACACGUCACUGGCACUCGGACAGGCAUUGCAGGCGGUCUCCUUUGA
Molecule: messenger RNA, 3495 nt
Organism: Leishmania braziliensis MHOM/BR/75/M2904
Lineage: Eukaryota; Euglenozoa; Kinetoplastea; Trypanosomatida; Trypanosomatidae
Exons: 1
Coding region: 1-3495 (1164 amino acids)
Source: RefSeq, a predicted model, not a curated record